This is a messenger RNA of Lachancea sp. 'fantastica', 642 nucleotides long. Lineage: Eukaryota; Fungi; Ascomycota; Saccharomycetes; Saccharomycetales; Saccharomycetaceae. The record is from the annotation of a GenBank genome assembly.
AUGUCCGUUUCUCAGAAGCUCGUUGACAACCACCGCCAGUUGUUUGAAAAAGCGGCCCAUCAUAAGCUCACGGAAGAACUAUGUGCCGGUACCCUUUCAGAAAAGACGCUUUAUGUUUAUUUGGCUCAAGAUUUGAUGUUUUUCCAAAGCGGGAUGCGAGUUUUGACCAAGACUACAUCCCUGGCGCCAGAAACUGACAGCUUGAUUACGCUUGCGAAAAAAAUCGGUUUCUUUGCCAACGAUGAAAACAGCUAUUUCCACGAUUGUCUUGCAGAGCUGAGUGGUGCCCUCAGCUCCUCACAACGCGAAUAUUAUCAAAAGACCAUGUUGCCUGAGGUCGAGACGUACAUCAACUUCUUGACCAAAUCGGCUCGAGAAGAAACGUCUUACGCCAAGCUCAUAACGUUUGUCUAUUGCAUGGAACUGGUUUAUCUGGAGUGGGCCACAUUUUUCCCUGCAGCAGAAAAGCUUCACUGGAAAUACCAGACCUGGAUCGAUUUGCACGCGGGCGAUCAUUUUGAAAGCUGGUGUGACUUUCUGAGAUCGGAAGUUGACAAAUGCUCCUACGAAGAAGUGUCUCAGACCUUUGAGCUCGUUCUAAAAUAUGAGUACGAAUUUUUUGAAGCUUGCUAUAAGCAGUGA